AGAGCAGUUCGCCGGCGCAUUUGUCGCCGGCACCCUUCCAGGCGUCGCUGGAGCGCUUCCAGCCGCGGUCCUUACUGGUGAGGGAGAGCAGUUCCCCGGUGUCCUUCCAGCCGCAUCCGUCGCCCAUGAGGGAGAGCAGUUCCCCGGUGUCCUUCCAGCCGCAGCCGUCGCCGGUGCCCUUCCAGCCACGGUUGUCGCUGGCGAGAGAGAACCGUUCACCGGCUCCCUUCCAGGAGCAGUCGCCGGAGCGCUUCCAGCUGCGGUCCUCGCCGGCGAGGGAGAGCAGUUCCCCGGUAUCCUUCCAGCCACCGUCGUCCCUAGGGAGGGAGACCAUGCCGCGGAGGAAGUCGCCGAUACCAUACCGCCACCAUCCAUUGGGCUACACGCCACACAAGCUCUGCCUUUGCAACCAGCCGGCCGGAAUAUUCAUUUCGUGGUCGCAGUACCCGGGGAGGAGGUACCUCAAUUGCAUGCUUCCUCAAUCUGCCAAAUGUAAGUUCUUCUAAUGGUAUGAUACAAAUCCUUUUCCUCAAUAUAUCACCAACUUGCUCGGGGACUUGCGAGACAAGAUUGAUCAGAAGGACGAUGAACUGGUUGCCUUGCGAGAACAAUUGCAGUCGAAGGAACAAGCACUUGAGGACUCUUUGGAAGAAAGGAUGCAUCAACUGGAGCUAGGUGAACCAGAACUGGUGUUAAUGCAGGUCCGCUUUUGGCUAAUAAACAUGGAACCAAGUUAGGCCUUAGGGAUGAACCGGGUGUAAAUAGUUUCUUCAGUUGUCCACUAGCUAAAUAUGUUUGGAGUGCACUAGCAUAGCCACAUGGUUUUAUGUUGCUAAUGGGAUUCACCAUUUUUUGUGUGCAACUUCCUGAUCAUCGCUGCUGUUCCUGCUGCUGGUGCCUCCUGCUUCUGCCUCGUGAGACAUUGCUGUCAAACUGCUAUGUCUUUGGAUGUGCUGUAUCGGCCAGUGUGGCUGUCAAACUGUUAUGUCUUUGGAUGUCAAACCUUGUGUUGUAAGCUGGU
Hordeum vulgare subsp. vulgare (domesticated barley) is the source of this 1021-nucleotide messenger RNA. RefSeq lists its product as uncharacterized. The transcript is spliced from 2 exons. The record is from RefSeq and is a predicted model, not a curated record. The coding region runs from base 126 to 506 and encodes 126 amino acids. Lineage: Eukaryota; Viridiplantae; Streptophyta; Magnoliopsida; Poales; Poaceae.